Messenger RNA from Rhinichthys klamathensis goyatoka, 3812 nucleotides. It is a transcript of the gene prkd2, whose product is annotated as protein kinase D2. The transcript is spliced from 18 exons. Gene Ontology annotation, molecular function: ATP binding; protein serine/threonine kinase activity. The record is from RefSeq and is a predicted model, not a curated record. NCBI's taxonomy places the organism in Eukaryota, Metazoa, Chordata, Actinopteri, Cypriniformes, Leuciscidae. Bases 544 to 3336 code for a protein of 930 amino acids. Gene Ontology annotation, biological process: protein phosphorylation.
GACACGGCUCAGCACGACAAGAAACUGAAACACAGCCUGACUUGCAAAGCAAGCCUAACCAGGAGCUCUCUCCAGCUUAUUUGCUGUACUUUGAGGCCAUCUUGAGCAGACGGACUUACUGCUACAGGCGUUCAUUUUGGUUUCUCAUUUGUUACAGUUUCUUUUAUGUCACCAGUGUGUUUCCUUGAAGUUUGGACGUGUCCCUCUUCAAAGUGUCUUUGGAGGCGAGAAAGAACAGGAAGCGGGAGGAGAAGGAGGAGGAGGGGAUACUUACUUUGAAAGCUAAACUUUAUCUGCAUUGCUCACCUGCUCCUUCUCUGGAAUGAAAGCCGUGUAGAGGACCUUACCGUGAAAGAGAGGACAAGAAGAAAGAAAAGCUACUUCCUGGAAAGUUAUCUGUUGUUUUUAAGCUCUAGGAGACACGGGACACACAGCAGGGACGGCCACUAUUGAUGAGUGAGUGACUGCUGGUGUGUGUAGGUGAGUUUACUGCCUCACACUACCCAGUCUUAUCUCUCUCUUGACUGUCUUUGACUCUUCAGCAUGGCCAAUGUCAGUCCCUUCAUGUCUCCGGGACCCAUGUCCCAGGUCUUUUUCCCUCCGGGUGGCCCGUCUCCACCUGGGUCAGUGGUGAUGCAUCAGGGGACACCGGUCUCUGUCCAUACAUCCCAAACCCCAGGGUUCCCUACAGUGGACAUGGUGGUUGCCCCAGGUCCCGGCGGGGCAUCUGGAAUGCCGUCUGGGCCUCCGGCGCCAGCUGGUGUCUCCUUCAUCAUACAGAUUGGGCUGACUAGAGAGUCUGUGCUUCUACCUCAGACUGCAGACCUGGCCUACAUCAAACAAAUUGCUUGUUCAAUUGUGGAUCAGAAGUUUCCUGAAUGUGGCUUUUAUGGGAUUUAUGACAAGAUCCUCCUCUUCAAGCACGACACCAGCAGCAAUAACAUCCUGCAGCUGGUCAAGGCAGUGUCGGAUAUCCAGGAGGGGGACCUGGUGGAGGUUGUUCUGUCCGCUGCUGCCACAUUUGAGGACUUCCAGAUUCGGCCUCACGCAUUAAACGUGCACUCGUAUCGUGCACCGGCAUUCUGCGAUCACUGCGGCGAGAUGCUUUUCGGCCUGGUGCGCCAAGGACUCAAAUGCGAUGGCUGUGGAUUGAAUUACCACAAACGCUGUGCCUUUAGCAUUCCCAAUAACUGCAGCGGGGCGAGGAAGCGGCGCCUGUCCACCACGUCCCUCACCAGCAGUCAGUCCCUGCGUCUGUCCACCUCAGAGUCCCUCAGCAGCAUCAACAGCAGCGUGACGUCUGAGGAUACCAGCCUCAUACGAUCCCACACCCAGAUGCCCCGCACCCCCAGUGAGGCCAGACGCUUUUACACCGGGCGGCCCGUCCACCUGGACAAGAUCCUCAUGACUAAAGUGAAGGUCCCGCACACAUUUGCCGUUCACUCAUACACGCGCCCCACUGUGUGUCAGUACUGCAAGAAACUGCUGAGAGGACUCUUCCGCCAGGGACUCCAGUGCAAAGACUGCAAGUUCAACUGCCACAAGCGAUGUGCAUACAAGGUCCCAAAUGACUGUUUGGGAGAGACUCUUGGUAAUGAGUACAUAUUAAGUCCAAGCACAGACACGGAGGUGCCGAUGGACUACAGUAAUGAGUUUUCUGAAACUGAUAAGUCUUCUAUGAUGGACGACUCAGACGAGGCCUGUAGUAUCCCCGGGUCUUUCUCCCCAGACAGCGGCCAGGAUGGAGCCAGUGGAGACCAGAGUGCUAAUAUUCCUCUGAUGAGAGUAGUGCAGUCCAUCAGGCAGACCACACGUCGCUCCAGCACGGCCAUCAAGGAAGGCUGGAUGGUGCAAUACAGCAACAAGGACACACUGAGGAAGAGACACUACUGGCGCCUGGACUGCAAAUGCAUCAUCUUAUUUCAAAACGACACCACCAACAAGUACUACAAGGAGAUCCCGCUCUCAGAGAUCCUGGAGGUACGCCCAGCGCGCGAUUUCUCUCUCGUACCUGCCGGCACCAGCCCCCAUUGCUUUGAGAUUAUGACAGGUACCAUGAUCUACUUCGUUGGCGAGGACCCCAACACCACCCCGUCCCCGUCAUCCAGCGUGUAUGGCCUGCCCAUCUCCUUCACCCCCUGCAGCGUUGCGCCCAAUAGCGGGGUGGGACGAGAGUUUGCCAAAGGCUGGGAGACUGCUAUACGUCAAGCCCUUAUGCCAGUCAUCUUCCAAGACAACCCUCCAGCAGAAGGUCACACCCCUCACCGGCAGGCAUCAGUCAGCAUCUCUGUGUCUAACAGCCAGAUUCAGGAGAACGUGGACAUUGGUAUGGUGUACCAGAUCUUUGCUGAUGAGGUUUUAGGUUCUGGACAAUUUGGCGUGGUAUAUGGAGGAAAACACAGGAAAUCUGGUCGGGAUGUAGCCGUGAAGGUAAUCGACAAGCUUCGGUUCCCCACCAAGCAGGAGAGCCAACUGAGGAAUGAAGUAGCCAUACUGCAGAGCCUGCGACACUUGGGUAUAGUGAAUCUCGAGUGCAUGUUUGAGACACCAGAGAAGGUGUUUGUGGUAAUGGAAAAACUUCAUGGUGACAUGCUUGAGAUGAUUUUAUCGAGUGAGAAAGGACGACUUCCUGAGAGACUCACCAAGUUCCUAAUCACGCAGAUUUUGGCUGCUCUGAGGCACCUUCACUUCAAAAACAUAGUGCACUGCGACCUCAAACCUGAGAACGUGCUAUUGGCAUCAGCGGAUCCUUUCCCACAGGUGAAACUUUGUGACUUUGGUUUUGCUCGCAUCAUUGGAGAGAAGUCUUUCCGCCGUUCUGUCGUGGGCACACCGGCUUACUUGGCCCCUGAGGUCCUCCUGAACCAGGGAUACAAUCGCUCUCUGGACAUGUGGUCUGUUGGUGUGAUCAUGUAUGUUAGCCUGAGUGGAACGUUCCCUUUCAACGAGGAUGAAGACAUCAAUGAUCAGAUCCACAAUGCCGCCUUCAUGUACCCGCCUAACCCGUGGAAACAGAUCUCUCCUGAAGCUAUCGACCUCAUCAAUAACCUGCUCCAAGUGAAGAUGAGAAAACGCUACAGUGUGGACAAGAGUCUGAGCCAUUCAUAUCUGCAGGAUUACCAGGCCUGGUUGGACCUCCGAGAGCUGGAGUCAAAGCUUGGGGAGCGUUACAUAACCCACGAGAGCGAUGACAGCCGCUGGCAGCAGUACGCCCAUAAUCACACGCUGCCCUACCCCCCUCACCUGGUGCCCCCGCCACCCGCGUCCGACGACGACGAGGAGGGCGCCGAGGACGCUGAUAUGCAGGGGCUGACAGAGCGUGUCAGCAUCCUUUGAAGAAGAAACCGAGGUGACGGACGAGAGGAAUGAAGAGAACCUGCCAGAACUUUAACAACUUUUAGUGCACCACGAGCGUAGGAUGGAGGUAGUUAUGUAGCCCUCUGUAUGAAAGCGUAGCUUCGUGUGUCUUUGGUGGCCAACUGCAGGCCCUCUGAACUCUGACCUCCUUCAGCCAGAGGACUGGCGAUGACUUGUUUCUGAGAUGCACAUAUUAACGUGGAAAAAGAACUGUUUGGACCCCGGCAUAGACACAAAGUCGAACUGUAAAACGUCAUUUUUGAAAGAAUGAUACGUCGGCCAAUCUGUUUUAAGGAAAUCCUAAUUUAAUUUGGCUGGUUUUGGGUAAUGCAAUUUGACAUCUUUCUUAAUGUUCGGUCACAUUUACCACCAAAUUUUCGUGAUGCAUCAUAUUAUGGUGGCUAAGCAGUGAGGCUCGUUGUUUAUUGGGAAAUGCACCCCUGUAUGUUGGAGCG